Haplochromis burtoni (Burton's mouthbrooder) is the source of this 1871-nucleotide messenger RNA. RefSeq names its product centromere protein O (gene cenpo). Lineage: Eukaryota; Metazoa; Chordata; Actinopteri; Cichliformes; Cichlidae. Gene Ontology annotation, cellular component: kinetochore; Mis6-Sim4 complex. The record is from RefSeq and is a predicted model, not a curated record.
AGAAAAGUGCUAUUUAAGAACCUGUCUAUUUAUCAUUUGCAUGUGAGGUGAUCUGCUCAGAUAUCCAGAGUUAUUAUUUAUAUUAUGUAAUAUUAUUCUAUUCAGCCCUUCUCUGCUUAUAAAAUUUAAAAAACAACAACAACUUUGCAAAAGUGGGAGAAGAAACACAUCUGCACACAGCUGAUUUCCUUGUGCUUUUCUUAGACAUUUGUGCUCCUGCUCAGACAAACAGAUUCAGCACUGAGUCUGCUGUCACUAAACUGUAAUGCUUGCAUCAAAGCACCACUGCUACAUGAGAAUAUCACCAAUCUGUGCAAUGUAAAGCAGACAAACUGAAGUCACGUAACCUCUCACUAUGUCAACUUUUCCCUGCUUGUGCUGAUCCAAAAAUAAUGUCAGCUGUUUUGGAAAGGGGGAGGUUCCUUGCUCCUGAGCUACAGCAGGAACCAGUCACUGUGAGUUUUCAAGGUCAAUGACAUCAAACGUUUAAACAAGCGCUUCCAGCUGUGGCGAAGAGGGGUUAAAAGGUCAUUUUAAAACGUGUUUUCCUAUCAGAAUAUACAGCCAAUAAAAAUAUUUCAGUGGAAUGUACUAUAAAUUCACACAGGUUGCAUGCAGUAUUUUUAAAUUAACUGCUUAACUAAAUCAAGCAAAAUUACCUAGAAGAUUGUUUUCAGAACAUUUGGGGGUUUUUUGCAUUACAAAUAGGUGUCACCCAAGGUGGCAUCCUCAUGUAUCUUGUUUUGAUUUCCUUCCACAUUAAAACAGACUGAAGGUUGAAAUCCUUUCAUCUGGCCGGGAGCCAGAUUAGGUAUUAAUAUACUGUAAAAAUCUCUGCUGAUCAAUUAAUUGAUCAUUUUGCCUCAAACCCCACAAAGGAGGUGCACAAAAUACAAGGUCACAAAAGCCUCGCUGUACUAUAGCAAAGCAUGAUGCAGGAUUUUAAAAGUGACUUUAAUUUGACUUGGAGACACUGUUGCUGUAGCUUUGAUAUUUUAGUUAUAAAUAACUGUCCCGUGACCGUCUGUAACGUUAUCUGCAUAACUUGACUAGGUAUGAAGGAAAUGGCCCUAAUCAAGACAGCAUGGUGUGUGAGAGGAAACAGUGUGCUAGCGGAGACAGAACAGGUACAACAGCAUUGAGCAGGGUUACCUUUACAGGGCAGCACUGUGGGUAUCCGGGUGAGUGUAACCGUCACCAUGCCUUUCACUGAGACGUUCAAGAGCACUGCGUUAGUUAAAGCUUGAUGAGGAAGGUAUUUCCAUGAACGAAAUCACGACUUUAUGAAAAUCAAGGGUUGUAUUUUCAAAUAAACGUGUGUCUUGUGUGUUUAAACUUAUGCUAUGUUGAAAAAAGGACUUGAACACACUUACCAUGCUAAUCUGUCGCUCCAUUGCUCCAUGUGAUCGCAAACUGUUUUUAAUUUUCUUCCGGGGUUGGUGGGUAUGACAUCAUAAAGACUCGCAAGGGGAAAGGAGCGUGCGUAUCUAUCGCAACGGCCUAUGAGGACGUCUUCUUAGACACCUUUAACCUGGAGAUUGAUCUGAAGCCAACUGUAAAGAUUAGUCGCCACAACAUCCCUCCCUUUAUUCCCCUAAACAACCUUGCUGAGCAGAACAACAUGCAGACAGACCUGAGGGUGUUUCUGGACACCCUCAGCAAACAUCUCAACGCCUUUGCUGGUCGCAAGCAGCAGCUGAAGCUUGUUAAGGAGAAACAUAAGUCGGUUGAGGUGAUGGAGAGUAAUGUUUUAUGUUCACUACUGGUGCUGUUAUUCACUGUGCCGAGAGAAAAGACAGCUGUGCUCUGCACACUGGACUACACGGACCACACCAGAUGUCUCCCCACACGAGUCCAUCUGGAAAGUGAAG